ACAGGACAAUGCCGCGUACAUACUGCUGCGUUGACUUCUGCGGAACAUAUUCAGGGUUGGGUAUAGCUAUGCAUCGUUUUCCCCACGAUACCCUUCACUGGCAGAAGUGGACCGAGUUCGUGCGCGCCCCUGGACGCUUGGAGUGGACCCCGCUGAGAAGCAGCGUUAUCUGCUCCCUUCAUUUCGAGCGUGCAUGCUAUAAAGAAAACCCGCUGGACUUAACGCAGUCCGAUUUUCCACCAAGACGACGUGCCCUCAAGCCUGGUGCUGUGCCGACUAUUUACGCCGCCUUUUCUCCUGCUCCAUUGCCCCAGCGUCCUCGACGACAGUCGUGCUUGGACACGGAGCUUGAGUCAGCUGCCCCCCGUACCGCGUCGAUGGACCUCAACGCUGACUACGAGAUAAACGAGGCCGCGAAUGCAUCAGGUCAAGUAAAGCUGGAUGCACCAUCCGAGUGCUUCGUUGAAGUUUGUUCCAAGGCCACUCAGGCGGCUCUGAAGGCUACAACAAAAUCUGCAAAGGUGCAAGCAAACCGAACUGUCAAGGAAGUGGCAUGCCAGACUGAUUUGGAAUUGCCGGACAUCCUGUUGAUGGAGGAAAUGCGUCAGCGGUGUUCUACACCUUUAUGUUCAGAGCCAUCCAUGACCUGUGAAGACAACAAUUAUGACAAGACAUAUGAGCGUACAUUGAACAGCUCAGUGGCCCAUGAACUCGCUUACCGUUAUCUUACUGCUGGGCUUUGUCGCUUCUGCCAGUGCCAGUGCAACCGACAUCACCGAAGAUUGUCAGGCUGUAGGUCCGGUGGAGUGUGGCCACGGUGAAGUAAGGGCCACUCUCUUUGUUAACAGAACAAGAUUUGCCUCUGCAUGCCUGGCGAAGAACGACCCGCAGACAGCUGCACGUUUGCUUUUGCCCUCAUGCACGAAAAACAACGGCACAAGUGUGGUCUGCAGCAGCGCCUCUCCAACGCACAUGUGCUGCGAGUGCUCCGACAUCACCGAAGAAUGCCAGGCAACAGGUCCGGUGGAGUGUGGCGGUGGUCUAGUAAGGGCCACUCUCUUUCAUGGAGGAGGAAGAUUUGCC
Dermacentor andersoni is the source of this 1083-nucleotide messenger RNA. RefSeq lists its product as uncharacterized. The record is from RefSeq and is a predicted model, not a curated record. Lineage: Eukaryota; Metazoa; Arthropoda; Arachnida; Ixodida; Ixodidae.